AUGAUAAUUAGUGGUGAUAAUGAUAUUUCAGUCAUUUCUGGUAGUAGUAGUACAAGCAGUAAUAAUAGUAGUAGAAGUGUUAUUCAUGAAGAUGUAAUAAAGUGCGAGAUAUUAAGCCGACUCCCUAUCAAGUCACUUAUGCGUUUCAAAUGUGUAUCUAAAACUUGGCUGUCCCUAAUCAAAGAAGAUUCGUGUUUUGCUAAUUUACAUUAUGCACAUGCGAAAGCACGUCCAGGUUUACUUUUGGUGAAACAACUUGGUCGAUUGGAUCGAAAUAACUUGCAGGAGAACAGGAAGGACUUAAUUCUAACAGCCAAUCUAAGCAGGGAUAAUAGCCAAGCAGAAAUUCAGAAGAUAUGGGAGCUAAAAUCGUCUCGUCCGAAAGAAAUUCUGGGACCUGUGCAUGGUUUAAUCUGUUUAGUUGACAAACUCACGGAGGUUGUUCGUGUAUACAACCUUGGCACUGGAGAGCGUACACCACGUGUUAGAUCGAGAUUACGAAGGGUACAGCCACUUCCAGGUUUCUCUUUGUGUAAAGCCUAUCACUUUGGCUAUGAUCCUACCACAAAAAUACACAAAAUAUUGUGUGUCCGUUAUGUGUAUCGACAACGAGGUCCAAACAGCAACUGUAGGAGACAAGAAAUGGAGAAGGAUAGAUGA
This is a messenger RNA of Papaver somniferum (opium poppy), 660 nucleotides long. RefSeq names its product putative F-box protein At1g53550. The coding region runs from base 1 to 660 and encodes 219 amino acids. Gene Ontology annotation, molecular function: protein binding. The transcript has a single exon. Lineage: Eukaryota; Viridiplantae; Streptophyta; Magnoliopsida; Ranunculales; Papaveraceae. The record is from RefSeq and is a predicted model, not a curated record.